This is a messenger RNA of Oryctolagus cuniculus (rabbit), 1299 nucleotides long. It is a transcript of the gene SCG5, whose product is annotated as secretogranin V. Gene Ontology annotation, molecular function: enzyme regulator activity. NCBI's taxonomy places the organism in Eukaryota, Metazoa, Chordata, Mammalia, Lagomorpha, Leporidae. The record is from RefSeq and is a predicted model, not a curated record. Gene Ontology annotation, cellular component: secretory granule. Gene Ontology annotation, biological process: neuropeptide signaling pathway; regulation of hormone secretion.
AGCGUGCCUUCUGGGCAUCCCUGGAGAGGCCGCUUCCACCUGCUGGAGGCGGGGCCAGGGCGGAGCUAAGAUGCGAAGGGAGGUGACGUACACCCUCGAGCUCGCCAGGCUCCCGGCCCGACCCCAACCCAGGCCCACACCGCAGUAGGCUCUUCGGGCUUCCACUGGGUUGAAAAUGAUGUCCAGAAUGGUCUCUACCAUGCUAUCUGGGCUACUGUUUUGGCUCACAUUUGGAGGGACUCCAGCAUUUGCCUACAGCCCCCGGACUCCUGACCGGGUCUCAGAAACAGACAUCCAGAGACUGCUCCAUGGUGUUAUGGAGCAGCUGGGCAUUGCCAGGCCACGGGUGGAAUAUCCAGCUCACCAGGCCAUGAAUCUUGUGGGCCCACAGAGCAUUGAAGGUGGAGCUCACGAAGGUCUGCAACACUUGGGUCCUUUUGGCAACAUCCCCAACAUCGUGGCAGAGUUGACUGGUGACAACAUUCCUAAGGACUUUAGUGAUGAUCAGGGCUACCCAGACCCUCCCAAUCCCUGUCCCGUUGGAAAAACAGUAGAAGAUGGAUGUCUAGAAAACACCCCUGACACAGCAGAGUUCAGUCGAGAAUUCCAGUUGCACCAGCACCUUUUUGAUCCGGAACAUGACUAUCCAGGUUUGGGCAAAUGGAACAAGAAACUCCUGUAUGAGAAGAUGAAGGGGGCACAGAGACGGAAGCGGAGGAGUGUCAAUCCAUAUCUACAAGGGCAGAGACUGGACAAUGUUGUUGCCAAGAAGUCUGUCCCCCAUUUUUCAGAAGAAGAUAAGGAUCCAGAGUAAAAAGAAGGUGCUGGGUGAAACUGCCUCCUAUUAGAUCAUGCUAUUGCUUAUGUGCACGCAUUAUUAAAGCCCCUAAGAAUGACAGCAUGUUUCUUAUGUAGGUAAUUAUGGAUGAAAAACAGCUGCAUUUUGAUAUUGCCUUGUCCCUCACACUGACAGCUCCAUUUUCUGCUGAAUUAGAAUAAGAGCUUUUAUUCUUUUUUUGUUUUUCUUUUAUGUGGAUCUGCAAUGAGCAUCAAUAUUAAAAUAUAUAUGUCAAGAACACUAAAAGGCCAGACUAUGAAAUGCUCAGAUUCCUCACAGCAUACGAUGGUGUUUGAGACCAUACUGCUUCAGCCAAGACUGUGAAAAGCUGGCAUUUGAUUUUGAUUAUGUGGUGCCUCCAGCCCUUGGGUAUUGUUACACACCAAUAAAGAAGGUUGUAUUCAAGAGGAGGAGUUGACACAUUUCACUUGGCUGCAACUUAAUAAAUGUGUAUGCAAGCA